UCAUUAUUUGUUAGCUUUUAAAUACUGAAGCUCUAUUUAAUAUGACAGAGAUAUUUAGGUGAUAAGACUGAAAAUUACGGAUAAUUAGGACUUGAGAAUAUUGGUAUGUGUACUAAGGUACUUAAUGGGAGAGAAGUUUAUGAUAAGGAAUAUAUAUCUCAGGAAUGGAUCUUAUUUUUUGGUCUGUGUGUUGAAGGUAAAGCAUAGAUACAGAAUUGCACCGAGUUCAGCUUCUUCUGAAAAAAGAAGAAGCUCUUCAAUGUUGCUCUUGGAGGGAAAGCAGAAGGAUUCUUCAAGAGCAGAUAAGAGCAAUGUCAACAUUCUUACUAAAUCUCAAGUGGAUGCAGAUCUAAGCAAGAUGAGAAGCAUGACUGCACAAGAGGCUGCUGCUGCUGCUGCCCAGGCUGUUGCAGAAGCAGAAGCUGCCAUUGCAGCAGCUGAAGAAGCAGCAAGGGAGGCAGAGGCGGCAGAAGCUGAAGCAGAAGCAGCACAAGUUUUUGCCAAAGCAGCAAUGAAAGCAUUGAAAUGUAGAAGACUUGACCUUGACAUGAAACUCGCACAUGGGUAACUUCUUUUUGAGCAAGAACUGUGCAUGGGAUAACGAUAUGCUGGUGCAGCAAUGGCUUCAUGUGUCAGUUAGUGUAAAUAGGUUGUGUUUGUAAAUGCGGGACAUGAGAGCUCCAUCUGUGAAUUUCCUUUUUUACAUUUCCAGGUAUCAUUUUGUACGGAGCUUAUUAGGUGUCCUGAUAUUCAGAAUUAAACAAUGAGGUAAAUGAGUAAAAACUGAAGGAAAGAGAGAUUUUGCAUGCCAAGGUAGGUAAAAGUACGCUUUGCAAUUGUCGCUGUUAUUUGAUUGAAGAGAAAAAGUGCUUGGGCAAAUGUA
Messenger RNA from Prunus avium (sweet cherry), 883 nucleotides. The record is from RefSeq and is a predicted model, not a curated record. NCBI's taxonomy places the organism in Eukaryota, Viridiplantae, Streptophyta, Magnoliopsida, Rosales, Rosaceae.